AUGUUAGACAACAACAACACUACAAAUUCAUCUUCUGAUACUGCUUUUGCAUUAUCAGAAAAUGGAGGUGCUAAUAGCAAUAACAAAAGAAAAAGAAGACCAGCAGGCACACCAGAUCCAGAUGCUGAAGUUGUGUCUCUUUCACCAAAGACUUUGUUAGAAUCUGAUAGAUAUGUAUGUGAGAUCUGCAACCAAGGUUUCCAAAGAGACCAGAAUCUUCAAAUGCAUAGAAGAAGACACAAGGUACCGUGGAAACUACUCAAGAGAGAAACAACACAAGGAUUGAAAAAGAGAGUUUUUGUUUGUCCAGAACCAAGUUGUUUGCACCAUGAUCCUUGUCAUGCUCUAGGUGACCUUGUUGGAAUCAAAAAACAUUUUAGAAGAAAACAUAGUAAUCACAAACAAUGGGUUUGUGAAAAAUGCAACAAAGGUUAUGCUGUUCAAUCUGAUUAUAAAGCUCAUAUCAAAACAUGUGGUACUAGAGGACAUUCGUGUGAUUGUGGUCGUGUAUUUUCCAGGGUUGAGAGUUUCAUAGAACAUCAAGAUGCAUGCAAUGUGAGAGGGAAGAAUAAUCAACCAGAGUUUCAAGCAACAACAAUGCAACCUGCAUGUUCUUCUAGAACAGCUUCAAGCACAAGUCCAUCAAGUGAGGCAAAUUUUAGUGUGUCAGCCCCAUUACAAGGACUACCAAUUAUUCUUCCAAAACCAUUUGACAAACCUUCCACCUCUCACCAACAUAACUUAGAACUUCAACUCUUGUUACCUUCUUCUACAAAUCCUCAAGCCGAAAAACAAAAUGCAAACGAUCGAAACUACGAAACAACACAUUUGAAACUUUCCAUAGGAAGUAAUAACGAGUCAGAGAAACAAAGAAACUCCAUUUCUGCCUCUACAUUGGAAGUAACAAGAUUGAAGGAGUAUAGUACUGAGGAGCUAAAGUUGGCAAUGGCAGAAAAGGCCUAUGCAGAAGAAGCACGAAAAGAAGCGAAACGACAGAUUGAGAUAGCUGAAGUUGAGUUUGAGAAUGCUAAAAGGAUAAGAAAACAAGCACAAGAUGAACUUGGAAAAGCAGAAGCUUUGAGAAAACAAGCUGUUAAGAAAAUAAGCAACACUGUUAUGGAAAUAACAUGUCAAGCUUGUAAACAAAACUUUCAAUCUUCAACUUCUGGUGUUCCUUCAGAAGAAACAUCCAUUGUUAUGGGUUACAUGUCCUCAGCCACCACAGAAGGAGAAGCAGAAUGA
Vicia faba (fava bean) is the source of this 1242-nucleotide messenger RNA. The record is from the annotation of a GenBank genome assembly. NCBI's taxonomy places the organism in Eukaryota, Viridiplantae, Streptophyta, Magnoliopsida, Fabales, Fabaceae.